AUGUUCUCUCGUCUGUCUCAACUCGCCCGCCAUCUGUCUCGUCCACUGCCCAACUACGCCCACCGCUCUGCUGCCGCAUACUCGACGUCGUCCUCCUCUUCCUCGUCGUCCUCCUCCAACAUGACAUCAUCAUCCUCGAAUGUCGAGGCGACUUCCACGCCUCAAAAGAACAUGAUAAGCACGGCGGGAUGUAUCAUCAUUGGCGAUGAAGUGUUGGGCGGAAAGACCGUAGACACCAACUCGGCAUAUUUCGCUCGAUGGUGUUUCUCGCUCGGCAUGCAGCUGAAGAGAAUCGAGGUGAUUCCCGACGACGAAGACGACAUAAUGGAAGCGGCGCGGCGCAUGUCCAAGAACUACGAUUUCGUAGUGACCAGUGGUGGCAUUGGGCCUACACACGACGAUAUCACCUACCAAUCUAUAGCCAAGGCGUUUGGCCUCGAGCUGAAGCUUCACGACAAGACCGUCGAGAAGAUGAAGAAGUACUCGCGGCCUCACAAGUCCCAGCCCAACUUCUCCUGGGACACGCCUUCUCCUGCUCUGACGGCCAAGCUGCGCAUGGCUCAGCUCCCCUACGAUCCGAACAUUCCAGACGAAGACCAAGUGCUAUUUGUUAAGGAAGACCUCUGGGUUCCCGUCUCGGUGGUGAACGGCAACAUCCAUAUCCUGCCUGGCGUGCCGAGGAUAUUCGAAACCAUCCUCGACAGCUUGAAACCACGCGUUCUCCCACGGCUGAAGGACCCCGAAGGCAAGGGCAUGUACCGAAUGCUGUUUAGUACGCCUUUGGCCGAGAGCGAGGUUGCGGACUACCUCACCCAGCUUGCGGCGAGGGUUGAACCAAAAGGAGUCAAGGUUGGAAGCUAUCCGAGAUGGGGCAAAAACAAGAACGUGGUCACACUGGUUGGGAGCGAUAGAGAGUUCAUGGACAGCCUGGAGGCCGAAGUCGCCCGGGGUGUCCAAGGGGUGAGAGUUCAGGUGGAAGGCGAAGACGACACUGACGAUGAGGCCGAUGUCAAGAAGGGCAAGGCCAGCUGA
Molecule: messenger RNA, 1032 nt
Organism: Capronia coronata CBS 617.96
Lineage: Eukaryota; Fungi; Ascomycota; Eurotiomycetes; Chaetothyriales; Herpotrichiellaceae
Exons: 3
Coding region: 1-1032 (343 amino acids)
Source: RefSeq, a predicted model, not a curated record